AAAAGAAGAACUGCCUAGAGCUCCGAAGAUCUUUCACUCAUUUUAUUCUGACUCCCAAAGGAUGCAGAAGACUGGAUCUACUCAGAAGUCUGUGUUUGCCAAAUCUAAGCCAACAAAAUUUUUACCAAAUAUCCCUCCUAAUUCCCAAAGUCAUCAUACUUCUAAUGUACCUAAGAGGACCCACACACAUUCUGACCAGUCUCGAAGAAACCAUGCAACUGCUGAUCCACUUGAGAGGAGCCACAUUAACCCUGACUCGCUUCAGAUAAGCCGCACUUCUAACCAGCUUCAGAGAUUCCUCACAAGCUGUACUUCUCCCAACUUGUCUGACAAUGAUUGCACUCCACCUGACCUGCUUCAGAGAUGCCAUGCUUCCCCUGAUUCACGACCAAGAAAUAGUGCAACUGCUGAGCCGUUUCAGAAGGUCCAGACUUCCUCUGAUCCACUUCGAAGUGGCCACAAAACUCCAGACUCAGUUCAGAGAGGCCGCAAAUCCCCUGAUCCGCUUCAGAGAAGCCACACAACUGCUGAGCCGUUUCAGAAAGUCCACACUUCCCCUCACCCGCUUCAAAGAAACCAUGCAAAUGCUGACCCGUUACAAAGAAGCAACACUUCCCUUGACCUGCUUCAGAGAAGCUGUAUUUCUCCUGACUUGUUUGAGAUAGAUUAUACUCUCCCUGACCCUUUUCAGAGAAGUCACUCUCCCCCUGACCCACUGCAAAGAAGCUGCACUUCCCCUGAUCGGCGUCCGAGAGGGAUUGUUUAUCACCAGCCACAAGGACUAUUAAGACAUCAAGCUGUUCUUGAUACUUCCCUCCUGCGUAACAUUCUCACAAAUCAAGAAAUCACGAUGGACCAAAUGAAGAUAAUCUAUGGGACAGUUCAGGGUCUAAAAUCUGUCAGUGAAGAAGACAUAGGCCUUGAAGCAAACCUACUGCCAGUAGCUGAUCUUCAGUCUCUGCAAAACUUGGAGGAGCGAUUGAGAAAAUUUCCUGACUUUCAAAAGCAAUUGAUAAGCAUGUUGGCAAUGAAAGGUGGGACAGACACCAGAGAUGGAGUUUGGAGAAUAAUGACAGCAACAAUCACAAACUCCCUGGCCAAGAAUAUAAAUAUGUGUGGUGUUAAUGGGAAGAUCAGCUUUAAAAGCUUGCAGUUACGAAACAUUGUUCUUGGUAAGUCUGUUAAAAAAUCGCCUCACACAACAUGCCACCGAUCAGGAGAUUGAAUCAACCAUUCAAAGAUGGCUUCAGCUUGCUCCUGAUCGAGAUGGAGGAAGGAGAGAGCACUUAAGGAAAAAAGAGGGCCAAAUAGGAUCACUUUCUCCCACACAGGCACAUUCUGAUGUGUAAAUUGUUUUAAUUUGCUCUGUUUGUUUAGAGUAAAUUAGAUUAUAAUGUUCAAAUUUCAGUACUAGAUUUCUUUUAGAUUCAUUUAGUUAGGUAGUUUAUAUAGCGUUCACACAGUUGCACAACUCUAGCUGUCCUUUCUUUUCUUUUUUUGGCUUGUGCAUUACUAAAGUAUGUAAGCUUGAACAUUUAGAAAUUAUAUGCACUUUUACGGGUUGUAAUAAGAUGUACACUUCGAAUGUACAAAAUAAAAUAGCAUUCACACUGUUACACAAUUCUAGGUGUAAUAUAUAUAUAUAUAUAUAUUUUUGACUGGUAUUAUUGUUAAAUGAAAUUUAAAUUGAAUAAAAUAUAGAAUUUUUCUGUGACUCAUUUGUUCACAUGGUUUGGGUAAGAUUAGUCUGGGUUAUGGCUCAGCUUUGGGGUUUCUGGUUAAAGGGUAGUGUUGAUAUGGUUAAUUUAUGACUGAGUAUUGGUACCAAUAAUAAAACAUGUUUUGGCCCAGUUCAGGGCCAGUUAAGGGUGAUUAACUGGCUGAGAUUCGGGCCAGUUAUGGCCCAUGUGUGACCCUUGUCUUUAAUCCAGUUCUGGGCCACCUUAGGGCCGUCAUUCUUUGCAGUACUUGGGCCGAGGGUUAUUGGCUUGUGCCUGAACUAUUUUUGAGAAUUGAAUUUUCUUGUGCCUUAUUUGUUCACAUGGUUUGGGUAAGAUUAGGUUGGGUUAUGGCUCAGUUUUGGGGUUUCUGGUUAAAGGGUGGUGUUGAUAUGGUUAACUUAUGGCUGAGAAUUGGUACCAAUAAUAAAACCUGUUUUGGCCCAGUUCAGGGCCAGUUAAGGGUGACUUACUGGCUGAGAUUUGGGCCAGUUAUGGCCCAUGUGUGACCCUUGUCUUUAAUCCAGUUCUGGGCCACUUCAGGGCCGUCAUUCUUUGCGAUACUUGGGCCGAGGGAAAAGUGA
Molecule: messenger RNA, 2302 nt
Organism: Carassius carassius (crucian carp)
Lineage: Eukaryota; Metazoa; Chordata; Actinopteri; Cypriniformes; Cyprinidae
Exons: 5
Coding region: 62-1225 (387 amino acids)
Source: RefSeq, a predicted model, not a curated record